UUCUCCAGCUGCGUGAGCUCCAAAACAAAGGGGACAUUACUCUAUAGCUCUUUAAAUAAGCAAUGGCGUCCGCCUGGGAUUCUUCUAGCGCUGGCAGCAUCUCGUCAGCUUUUGUUGCCCCUCAUGAUAUCUUAAAAGAAGUGAAUGUCUUCUUGUGCGGAGCAACAUGCCCAGGCAAAGUUCCGGUUGAGCACCUCUCCCAGACAGCCUUGUUACUGCUGCAGAAGAUGCCCGCUGCCAGACAUGCAGUACUAGAGCAUUUUUGUAAUGUGUUUGACGAGGCAGCCGGAGCUUACAUCAAGCAGACUGACGGUGACCACAAAUCAGAAGAGCUUGGUGACAGAGGGCAAAGUCAGUAUUCUGCACUUCAAGAUGUAACAGGGGUGCUUCUAAACUUCAUCAACACAAACCCAGAGGCCUGGGCCCCCAUUGUCUCCUCAUGGUCCUUGAAUCUGCUGGGCCAGAUAAGCAGCAAGUAUUGUGAUCAGCAAGGUAUGGCUAUGUCAGCCUCACUGAAUGAAGCACUUCAACUCUGGAUGACAUGCCCACCAACUAAAUUGUUGAUGGAGCUUGCCAUUGAAUGUUUUGCGACAAUGGUUGGAAGUGCCCCAGAUGUGUGCGUAGAUGCUCUUUUAGAGGCAUCUGUCAAGUUCAGCCCUCACUUUGACUGGGUAGUGGCCAGGGUUGGGUCCUGUUUCCCUACCACCAUUAUCACGCGUGUGCUCAACUGUGGGCUGAAAGAUUUCUGCAAUGUAGGAAAGGGACUCUCAGAUCGAGACCCUGGGGCACGGAAAAAGAUCCCAAAGAUGGCAUCUGUUGUAGGCAUUUUGGGACACUUGGCUUCAAAACACCGUCAGGACAUUAGGAAAGCACUCAUGGCUUUGUUUGAGGAAGGACUGCAGUCUGAUGGAGAUGCUGUUCGGGUUACAACAGUUCCUUUCUUGCUGCAGCUGGCCUCCAUGUCUCCAAUGUUAUUGCAGGUUCUCACCACAGACCUUGUCAAAGCCUUAACCCCUUCUGUUCUGAACCGAUUGCACCAUCAGUUUUCCGGAUGGAAGAUGUCUAAUCCAGUUGAUUAUAACAGUUUUCUUAAUCUGGUGGUGCACCUGCUGGGCAAAUGUGACAUUGGGGCUUUUGAUAUUCUCAACUUUAUGAUAAUCACAGCAGUUCCUUCUCUCAGGGGGUCUGUUCCUGAAGAGUCUGUGACAGAAGCAGUACAAGACACAUGCGUGGAAUUGAUUCACAUGCUGCUUUUUGAGCUUCAACGGAGUGUCUAUGGGAAAAGAAGAGAGGGAACACUGUGGGAAAUGCCCCUGCUUGAGGGUCUGGCCAGGGAGACAGAGAGACUGGUCCAGCUGCUUCUUACAUCUGCAGAAUCUUCUGGCUUACCUUGGAUAGAGAAACUGCUUAUCUUUACUGCAGUCCAUUCUGGUGAGUCAUGUGCAGCUAAAAUUUUGGCAGCAGUGAUCAUGCAGGCAUCAACACCAAAGCAGCUGUCACUGUACUUUCACCUCCAAGAGAACAUGGAGAAGAGUCUGGGUAACAUAGCUCGAGACACUUUAAACAACGUUUUUGGUGCCAUUUCUGCUGUGACCGAGCUACCCCAGCUGGUCCAAAUGCUGCGCAACUUUGAGCGGGUCAUUCUUGGGGAGAAGAAGCGUGCUCGCCUGUUAACAGCUCUUUCCAGUUUCCUGUUGGAAGCCAUGCAGAAGGAGCUAGGAAAGCUGAGUGACAUUCUUCUGCACCCAAACAUAGAAGUCAGCAUGUGUGGUUUGCGACUUUUAGAAACGGUGGGAGUACCAGCCACGACAGAAAUGCCAGUGUUGACAUGUCUUUCUGCGAGUGUAGUGCUGGUGCUCUUCAAUUUACUGUGGGAAGGCGUUAGGCAAAGGCGUGCUGGAAUAGCAAAGAAGCCAAGAUUUGUGGGCUAUCAAAGGGGAGUAGGCUUGUGCCAUUCAUGUCUCCGGAACCUUAGUCAACACACCUUCACUCAGAGCCUCUUGCUUCAGUACCUGCUUCAGGGAGCCAUUCAUGAGGAAAAUGCUGCACUGUUUGGAGGAAAACCACCAGAAGUGUCCCAAACUAGACAAUCAGAAGUUAGUCUUCUGAAGGAAAACUGCCGUUUUGGGCUCUCUAUGCCUCUGCCUCGAACACAUGCUAGUGUCUUUCAUGCAGGGGUUAUUGGACAAGGGCUGAAACCUAAUCCCCCAAAUGUCACCAUGCAGAAGGAGUGGGUUUUGUGCCACCAAGAAACUUUGCUAGAAGCCAUUUGGUCGUGCAGUCAAGAUGCUGCUGCAAGCCAUUUGGUCAAAGACAGCACUUCAACACCUGCGAAAGAUGCUAGAUCACCUAUGAGGUUGUCUUCUAUGAUGAUGUUGCCCAAAAUGUCUGACGUGGCAGCACGGACGCUUGGAUGUGCACUGGUGGAUAUUUGCACUAUGGACACCCUGUACAAUGAUGUCAACUGGCCUGAUCCUGAGUUUUGCAAAGUAACAUUAGAAAGAGACCUGUAUGUCUGGAAGAUGACAGAAGACCACCCAGUCCUUUGGAGCAUUUUGAGAGCUGCUAGUGGAAGCAGUGUUUUCUUGUACUACUGCUCUCCACUGAUGAAGUCAUUGAUGGCUAGGGUAGUCAGUGCACUGGAGGUUUCUCGAGUCAGGAAGCUGAUGGACCUGCCCCAGUUGUUUGAGCGUGCUUCAUGGAUAGUCACUAUUCUGUCGCAGGGGAAGUUUAUACCGCCACCAUUAUCCAAUAUCUGCGAGUUGUUUCCACAUGUGUCACCAUAUGAGGGCUAUCUGCUUCUUCUAUCAGUCUGGAAAUUUAUCAAGGAAAAUCCACCAACAUUGAAUAAAGAAGGAGUUGCACAGACAGGAUGUGAAAUCGGUCACCUUCAAGUUCUUAGAACAGUUCUCAACUCAAACAUCGACAUGGUGGGCCAUCUGUAUCCGAAGAUCUUUGACACAUAAGUGUUUUAUUACAUGGUUGUGCUAGAGCAUGUUUUGAGACUGCAGCAUGGAGUCAUUGGACUGAACUUAACAGUAAGCAACAACGCACUUUGUAUGAACCCAGAACAUCAAGCUACAUUUCUUCUUGAUAUGGACCUUGCAUAUACUGCAGUGAUGUGUAUGCAGUUUAUUGAAACAAAAUUUUUUGCAGCAGUUCCGGUUGUACCUUCUGUGUAGAUCAAGAAUUAUUUUUUAAUUGAAAAACAGUUUCUGUAAGAAAUAUUUGAUUAUUUAUGCAUAGAUCAAGGAUUAUUUUUUAUUGAAAGCAGUUCGUCAGAAGUGCUUGAACUUUGUAUGAAAAUACAUGAUAACAAGGUGGAUGUGUUAGAUUAUAUUGUGAGAAAUUGUAAUGGAAGAAUGAAUUAUGUUUUCACAUAAA
This is a messenger RNA of Pomacea canaliculata, 3384 nucleotides long. RefSeq names its product integrator complex subunit 5-like. Bases 63 to 2966 code for a protein of 967 amino acids. Gene Ontology annotation, biological process: snRNA 3'-end processing. Gene Ontology annotation, cellular component: integrator complex. The record is from RefSeq and is a predicted model, not a curated record. The transcript has 22 exons. Lineage: Eukaryota; Metazoa; Mollusca; Gastropoda; Architaenioglossa; Ampullariidae.